Messenger RNA from Paramecium tetraurelia, 278 nucleotides. RefSeq lists its product as uncharacterized. Lineage: Eukaryota; Ciliophora; Oligohymenophorea; Peniculida; Parameciidae. The transcript is spliced from 3 exons. The record is from RefSeq and is a predicted model, not a curated record.
GCUAAUUCUCAAUGAGUGCAAAUCAAUAGCCGAAUUAAUAGGAGCUCUCUGAUGAAGAAUUUAUGAAGCUUCACGCUAAGCAAUUCUACAGAACUCACGGAUAGCUGAUAGGAAGUUAGCAACAAUACAUCCCAGUUCCAAAGGAUAGUAAUCAUAACGGAAAGUUUACAGAUCAUUUACUAAUGGCGACGAUGUACAGGAAUAAUAGUCUCAAUACUACUUGUGAUAAGGAGCGCUGGAUUAAUGGUUCAAAGGAUUGGAUGGAACAUUUAUAAUGA